CGAAACUCAUUCGCUACGCGUUCGUCUAACACGUGCGACCACUGUUCUUCGCGCAGUGACCGUUGUGCGCGCGGCGUCUUUGGCUUCUCCACUCUCGUUCGGCACGCACACUCCAAAGGGGUCUCUUCACACGUCCGCUUGACCGGGAAUCCUUUAAUAUCAGACCGAUCGUCAUGGCAGAGGAAUAUCUCUACGGAAUCACCCUCGAAGGAGCCAACUCCAGCGAGGUAUGGGACCCAGAGCACAAGAACGACGACGCAGACGGCACGAACCAACAUUUCGGAGCCGAUCAAAAGCUUAUUAUCAAAAUGGCUCUUUUAGGACCAGAGGCUAAACCUGGAGAGCUCAAUGUGCUACAGGUGGAAGCAAUGGGCCUGAAGGGACCCAUUAAAACACCAAUUGCUUUGCUGGAAAUGGGAAAAACAGCACAGAUUAUUUUGGAUCUCAGUUUUCCCGAUCCACCAGUCACGUUCACUUUGGUUAAUGGCAGUGGUCCUGUUCACAUAGUAGGCCAUAAUCUUCUUGGUACACAUAUGGAGGAGUUUGACGAUAUGGAUGAUGAGAUGGAGGAGGAGAACAUAGACGAUGACGAUGAUGAUAAGGAACCCGAAGACGACGAAGACGAUGAAGAUGAACCUAAAAAGAAGAAUGCCAAAUUAACAACUGCAGCCAAAUACAAAAACCAAGCUAAUAAGAACAAGAAAAAAUAAGCCGCGAGCCUUAAUAUUAUGGAAAUACAACAAACUUUUAAGUUAGGCUAAUAAGCGUAAGUCCAUCAUUAUCAUCCGCAUUUAUGCGAAUCUAGUAUCGUUUCAUCAGAUUUAUCAGACGACAAACAUUGCCUUCCACGUUUCUGCGACACAACUGGACCAACGGACGUAAUUAGUAUGAUGCUUGUCAGAACUUUAGCGGAACAAUAUCAGGUUUUUAAUAGUUCGCGGACAGUACAUUUUAUUGAAUAAAGCAUAGCCUUUAACCAAGGGACAUGAAGACGAGAAACCGUUAGUCGCCCAUUCACUUAACAAUUAUCCGCAAGAAUCGUACAGUCGAAUAGCUCUCUGAACGCCUUAGAGGAAUGACCUUUAAAACGCAUUAGACGAGUUCUAUGGGAUAUUAAAAGAAUGUCGAUCAAAAAUUAUUUUCUUGACUAAAUUGUACGAAGUUGGAAGUUCAAAGGGCAUUCCUCUGAGCGCGCUGAUCGCACACAGUAGCUUGGUCCAUCUUGUCGUAACGAGAUUCGAUCAGAAAGAAAUAUAAAGCCUCGUGUGAUACAGACCCUCGCGGUGACGCUAUCAAAAAUUUAUUGCUAUUACCAAAUAACGCAGAUGUAAAACUUUGCUUAGAAAGACUGUAGAGAAGACAGCAGUACUUGUAAGUAAUUUUUCAAUCGCGUUACAUGGAAGCAAUAGCAAUUGUUCGAUCACGUUUCAAAGGGUCUUAUUGUACUUCAAGGGAAGAGGGAAAAAGAGAUCUGAAGAACGCGGAAUUUAAGUUUACACGAUAAAAACAAGAGGAACAUUUGGCCCAGUUGUUGUUAAUCAAAUCAGUGGAAAGCAUGAACCGGAAGUACAGCGAGGUGUAAUCAUACUGUUUUCUUUUUUCGACUUUUUUUUUGUCCGAUACCGUGUUCACACAGCGAAGCACUUCCAGUGAUAACGCGGAGGUACCCUAUUUCUAAUGUAGCCAUGUAAACGCGCGACUCAGAAAAGGAAUUAAUAACUAACGCCCUCGAGAAAACCAGAACAAAAUGUAAUAUCAAAGUUGCGAAGAUAACGUUCCAGUGUAAUUUAUUAUUUUCGUGUGUACAAGAUGGGGGGUGGGGAGGGAAGGGUAAAUAGUCACGGAAGCCCUUGCACCAAGUGUGUUAUUGAUGAUUGCGAACGAGAGGGGUACAAUGAUAAUAAGGUUUCAGAAUUUCAAUGAAAAGAACGAAACAUAUUUACGCGUCAUGUCUCGACAUUCAUUCCAUUUCGAUGAAAGAUUACAGAAGAAGGGGGUGUUACAGGUGUACUACACAAUGUGAUGCUCUUUACAUCAGUGUUAUAUGCGAUAAAUGCAUAUGUAACGCGUGUGCAAAACACACACACGCCCGUACGAUUGAUAAGUAGUCUGUACACCUAUUUUGUACAUAUACGAUACAAUAAAAAAUUUCACAACUUUUAAUCAGUA
Megalopta genalis is the source of this 2169-nucleotide messenger RNA. RefSeq names its product nucleoplasmin-like protein. NCBI's taxonomy places the organism in Eukaryota, Metazoa, Arthropoda, Insecta, Hymenoptera, Halictidae. Gene Ontology annotation, cellular component: nucleoplasm; nucleolus; cytoplasm. Gene Ontology annotation, molecular function: chromatin binding; RNA binding; histone binding. Gene Ontology annotation, biological process: chromatin remodeling. The record is from RefSeq and is a predicted model, not a curated record.